Epithele typhae is the source of this 2778-nucleotide messenger RNA. RefSeq lists its product as uncharacterized. Bases 1 to 2778 code for a protein of 925 amino acids. Gene Ontology annotation, molecular function: calcium ion binding. Gene Ontology annotation, cellular component: membrane. The record is from RefSeq and is a predicted model, not a curated record. Lineage: Eukaryota; Fungi; Basidiomycota; Agaricomycetes; Polyporales; Epitheliaceae. The transcript is spliced from 4 exons.
AUGCUCUUCAUUCUUUUCGCCCUCUCCGUCACCAUUGCCCCCGCCGGCGCGUCCUCUCUCGCUGUCGCCUACCCGCUCGAGGACCAGCUCCCACCCAUCGCGCGCAUACACACUCCUUAUUCCUGCCCUCUCACCUUCUCGUCCUCCAUCCUCCCCUCCUGGCUCUCCUUCGACCCCGCCACCCUCUCUCUCUCUGGCACCCCCCAGGACGACGAUGAAGGGCGACCGCGCGUCACAAUCAUCGCCUCCAAUGGCGGCGCCGCCCAUGCUUCGUCCUCGUUCGACCUCUGCGUCACCCCGUACCCUCCGCCGACGCUCCACAUUCCUAUCGAAAACCAAUUCCACCGCGAAAAUCCUUCUCUUUCCUCUGUAUACCUCGUCUCCAACCGCUCCUCUCUCUAUGGCUCUCGUCCAGCCCUCCGCAUCCCGCCGAAGUGGUCCUUCAGCAUUGGCCUCGACUACAACACAUUCGACGCCAAGAACAACCUCUACUACGACGCCCGCCAGGCCGACGGCUCCCCGCUUCCGUCCUGGGUCAACUUCAACACACGCGCCUUGACAUUCAACGGCGUCACUCCAGCGGCGGACAACACGACUAUGCCCCACACGCUCUCGGUCGCCCUCCAUGCCUCCGACGAAGAGGGCUACUCCGCCGUCUCUGCGCCUUUCGAUAUUGUCGUUGCAGAUCACGACUUCUCGCUUGACGGCGAAACCAACUCCGACUCUCUGCCGACCAUCAACGUCACUGCCGGUCAGCCAUUCGAGCUCGCCCUCAACUCUGCUGUCGACUUCAUCGGCGUCCAGCUCGACGGAAAGUCUGUCACCCCGGACAAUAUCACCGCGCUGGAGAUCGACACUUCGGACUUGGAGAGCUGGCUCAGGUACGAUUCUUCCACUCGCACUCUCAGCGGAGAACCCCCCUCGGACUUCAAAGAUGCUGUCCUUCCCGUCCUCUUGGCGUCGUCCGUCAACCAGACCUUGUCUACCGUCGUCACUUUGGUUGCGGUCCCGUCCUUCUUCUCCAGCGGCGACCUAGAUCCGAUUCUUGUCACUCCCGGCGAUGGCCUCACCUUCUACUUGGCACAGUAUUUUUCGAACUCCUCUGACCUUGGUACUCCUGGCGACGUGCAGUUCGGUGCCUCCUUCGACCCUCCUGCGGCUGGCGACAACUUGCAGUUCAACGCUUCCUCCUUCCUUGCUGGGACGGUGCCGAAAGGCGUCUCGUUCGACCACAUAUCUAACAAGCAUGGCGCCAAGGGCCUCUCCGACGCUGCGCGGAAAAAGCUUCUUCUCGGCCUUGAGAUCGCCUUUGCGCUCAUCAGCGUCUUCGUCGGCCUCGCGAUCGUCUUUGCAUGCAUCCGCAAGUGCGCGCGGGACCAAGACUCGGUGAUCAUGGGCGAGGAGGGACAGCGCGCGUGGACGGCGUCGGAGAAGAGGUGGUAUGGGAUUGGGAUCGAGGUCAACGGCGAGAAGUGUACUCCGGAACUCGGCACAGAGCCCCGCCAGGAAGGGACUUUCGGGAGCGCGCUGUCGCGGAUCCUAACGCGCACCGCGUCUAGCCGACCAAGAUCUCCGUUGAGUCCUGUCGGUCUCACGACGAGUCCGCGGAUGAUCAAGAAGGUGGACUUCAUGGGUCGCGCCCGGCGCAUGGUCAGUGACCAGUACAAACGCGUCGUCAGCGGGCCGAAGCGACCUGUGAUAUCCAAGCCGGUCCUCAUCCUGACCAGCGACGACAGCCCCGCGUCUAGACUUGGCAACAUACCUACAACUGGCUCCGCGGGGUUGCUCGGGGUCGGGCUGGGCUCGCGCGAUUUCAAGCCGCUGGACGACUCGAACUUCAGCCAGUAUGCUCCAAGCGGGCCGACAAGCCUCGCGACUUCGUCACCCACGUCGUCGCACGACGCACCGUCUAUCCCACGGCGUCGCCUGGACUUUGCCAGCCCGCGGCCGCCGAUGGUGAUCACGACGCCACCGGAAGCCCACCUCCCGGACGACGCGCAACCCGACUCAGCCGCGUCCUCACUGAAAACAUCAUCCACGCACGAAAGUGAUGCUAUCGUGCAACGCGCGACGCGCGCGACGUCCGUCCGCAGCGGAGCUUCGGGCAUGUCCUUCCACGUUCUCGGCCGUGGACACCCGACACUCGAGAGCGCGCGCCCGCGGCUGGUGCCAUUUACGAGCGCGACACGCGUCCCGGUGCCCAAGGUGCCGACGUCGUCGUUCUCUCCCGACAUGGACAUCGAGGAGGAGGAGACGCGCGUGGGGGCCAGCGCGGGCCCGACGCGGCGCGUGGCGAGCCAGGUCGCGCGUGUGUUCCGCGGGCAGCGCGGCAGCACAGCCGAGCUGCCUGCUCAGCCGAGCGCAGACGACCUCGCGACGGGAAUGGAGUACGUGCGGGCGCUGGGCGACGAUGGGCGGAGCUCCCUUGCGCCGUCCUCGCAGGAACGCUCCCCUGCGCUUUCGGCGAUGUCGUUCUCUUCGCUCGAAUCGUCGGCGGCGUCUCACGGACGUAUUGAGCGUGUCCUCGCGCGUACUGGCGAGCGCUUCAAGUUCCGCGUGCCCGUCGUCGCUGCGAGCCGGCGCGGGCUUGACGCGCGGCUGACGUCGGGGCUCGGGCUACCGGGAUUCAUUCACUUCGACGCGGAUGCGGCUGGAGCGGAGGUGUGGGGCGUUCCUGCGGGCAGCGAUCUGGGCGUGCAUGAGGUCGGGGUGUACGAACGUGGCGGGGCCUGCGUCGGGCGUGUGGUCGUGGAGGUUGUUGAGCGCAAGGCGGCAUAG